AUGGAAAACUUGAUUUUGACUUUUGACACAAAAAAAUUGGAAUUAUAAUCAGAUAAUUCUUUAAUUUUCGAAACAACUUUCCCAAAAUUAGAUGAAAUUAUCAAGAACAGUUUUGCAGAGUUAUCGAAACUUAAAGAGAUUCAGUAGUUCUGCUCUGAUUCAAAAAAUUCAAAGAAAUAGAGGAAUAAAAUGUUUUAUGAGCAUGAGGAAAAUGUUAAAACCAAUAUUUAUCCAGCUAUCAAUAAGGAGAUUAGUAUAUAUAUUCCUGAAUGGAGCGAAUUGAUGGAAGUCAAUAAUGGUCAUGUGAAUUGUCAUACAUUAAAUGUAAUCUACUGCAUUUCCUAAGAUAAAGAGUAUUAGGCACUAGACAAUUUCAAUUAAAAUGUGCUAAAGUGGGCAGGACUACUUCAUGAUUUGAAGAAAUUAAGUUACCCAUUUAUUGAGGGGAAGGAUCAUAUGCAUCCCUUUAAAAGUGGAAAGGCCUGCUUGGAGAUAUUCUAAAGACUUGGAUUGAUUGUUAUUAGGAAUUAGGUUGAUUAUUAGGAGUUUACAAGGUUACUUGAACUAAUAGACUAAUCAAAGCAACCAGUUCCUUAUUGGAUGAGCAGAAAAUUUGAGAAAGACAAAAUAUAUUGUACUGAAAUGCAUUCCCAUGAUUACCUAUCAGACAUUUUUACUAUACUGUGGAAUUUAUUCGCUCCUAGAGGAAGCUUUGUAGAUCUUGUAUUUAGACUAGUAUUUUUCCAUCAAUCGCUUUGCGGUAUAAAAGAAAUUCCCCCUAUGAUUUAGCUUAAUACUGAGCAAUAAUUAAUCUACUGUGAUGUAGUGUUUCUGAAACUUAUUAAAAUAUUGAUGAAGAAUGACUCACUUUCAUAUAUGUAUGUCUAUGAUUAUGAAGGUUGCAAAGACUAAUACAUGCAAGAAUUCGAGGAAUCAAAUACAAGUACACUAGAAGAGUGGCUAAAAAAGUAGGUCUUGCUAGAAGCUAAAUACAAAUGCUGUUGUUAACAGAAUUGA
Messenger RNA from Stylonychia lemnae, 1017 nucleotides. NCBI's taxonomy places the organism in Eukaryota, Ciliophora, Spirotrichea, Sporadotrichida, Oxytrichidae. The record is from the annotation of a GenBank genome assembly.